CGGCUGUUUGUGUGGGAGAGAGAAAAGGCGAGAGAGAGAGAGAGAGAAACAGCGGUGAUGAUCGACGCCAGGCUGCCACCACUCUGCAGCAGAGAGUGGCUGCAACAAAAAGCACAGAAUAACAUCCCCGACUCCCAGCUCUGCUUUUUUUUCCUCUCCCUGCGUCUCUGCUGGCGGAUGAGAGCUCCGCUCACAGCUCUGCAGAGGCUCUGACGAGACCGAACCGGCGUCAGACACCAGAUCUCUGCGCUGCCAUCAACAAGUUAAGCUUGGAUGACCACGGCUAUGAAUGAAAAACACUUGUUCUUCAAUUGAACGUCAGAGCCAACAUCACUGCAUUGAAGGAACACAAAAGGGUGAAAUAAGAAGAGAAAAGGGGGAGCUGCUGACUGGAGUCGCUCCGGAUCUAACUGAUCAACUUGGAGGGGGAAAAAAAUUAUCUUUAUCAAGGAUUUUGUGGGUUGAGAGAAGAAACAUUCCCUCUUCUUUGAGCUUGGAUUUUAGGGGACUCUGGUAAAAACAUAAGGAAUAAACAUCUUGUGACAUGGAAAUUUACAUUUUGUUUCAAUUAGGUGGGUUCAGAAUUGCUUUAUUUCAAAAGAAGCUGAUUCCUUUUGUGUUUACUCAAAAGGGUUUUUUCCCUUUGGAUUUUUCUUCCAUCCCGUUGCUCCAAGAGUCUUUGGAAAAGGAUAGUUGAAUGCAGCCUCCGAUGUACACAAAAGAAUGGGUUUCCAUUCAAGGUGGCCAUUGGUGGGACCCGCACCAGUGGCUGUGAGUGUGAUCAGUAUGCUCCUAGCGUGCCUGCUGUCUCCCGCAUCAUGCACAACCUGCCCUCAAAAAUGCCGCUGUGAGGACCUGCAGUUCUACUGCGACACCCAGGAGCUUAAGGCACCACCAGAUGGGGUGGAGAAGGGCGCCUUGGGGUUGUCGCUACGCCACAACAGCAUCACUGAGCUCUCCCCUGAUCAGUUCUACGGUUUCAGUCAGCUCACCUGGCUUCAUCUAGACCACAACCAGAUCACCACCGUACAAGAGGAUGCCUUUCAAGGGCUCUAUAAACUGAAGGAUCUCAACCUGAGCUCCAAUCGUAUCACCAAGUUGCCCAACACAACCUUCAUCCACCUCAUCAACCUUCAGAUCCUGGACCUUUCCUUCAAUCAGAUGACAUCACUGGAACCAGAACUGUUUCAUGGACUUAGGAAGCUCCAGAUACUUCACCUACGCUCAAAUUUACUUCGCACCACACCUGUGAGAGCAUUCUGGGACUGCCGUAACCUGGAGUAUCUGGGCCUGAGCAGCAACCGUCUGCGGAGCGUUGCCCGGAAUGGAUUUGCUGGGCUUAUCAAGCUUAAAGAGCUCCACUUGGAGCAUAAUCAGCUGACCAAAAUUAACUUGGCCCAUUUCCCUCGUCUCGUCGCCCUCCAGUUUCUGUAUCUGCAGUGGAAUAAGAUCAACAAUGUCACAUGUGGGAUGGAGUGGACCUGGACCACUUUAGAAAAGAUGGACCUCACAGGAAACGAAAUACGUGUCCUGACACCUGAUGUCUUUCAAACGCUGCCAAAUUUAAAAAUUAUGCUUCUGGAUAACAACAAACUCAGCAGCCUGGAGCGCCAGGUCUUGGAUAUGUGGCGGUCCUUGAGUACUAUUGGACUGUCCAGCAACCUUUGGGAAUGUACCAAAAGGAUUUGCUCUCUGGCCACGUGGCUGAGCGCUUUCAAGGGAAGGUGGGAACACUCCAUCCUCUGCCACAGUCCAGAAUACGCCCAAGGCGAGGAGAUACUCGACGCCGUCUAUGGAUUCCAGCUUUGCCAGAACUUCUCAGCGCCAGUCAUUCAGACCAUCAGUACGACCACAGAAACCACUACGGCUGCUGACAUUACAAGCUCCUUGUUUGGAAUUAUGCAGCCGACCCCAACACAGGACUAUGCAGAGGAUUUUGGGAGCUUUACCACACCUGCUACCACCACAACCACAACACAAAAACCAAGCACUUCUGAAGCAACUACUGCUUUGCUGGAGGAGGCAGCUGUAACGGAUGAUUUGUUAGCGAUAGACAACACUGUCAUGACUCAUAGGGUUAUUAUUGGAACUAUGGCCCUUCUCUUUUCAUUCUUUUUCAUAAUUUUUGUUGUGUAUAUCUCACGAAAGUGCUGCCCCCCCACUCUGCGGCGGAUACGUCACUGUUCGGGGAUUCAGAACCGCAGACAGAUGAGGACCCAGCAGCGACAGCCAAUGGCAGACCUAGCCACACAGGUACCCUAUAACGAGUACGAGCCUAGCCAUGAGGAAGGGGCGCUCGUCAUCAUCAAUGGCUAUGGGCAGUGCAAGUGUCAGCAACUGCCUUACAAAGAGUGUGAAGUAUGAACUCCUAUUUAUUCCUAGACCAUAAGGUUCGUCAUUUGACCAUCUCAGAAGAAACAGGGUUUGCUUCUUUAAUUUGUCUCCUGUUUGUGUAAAAAGCCUGAUUUCUACAAGUGACAUUUGAAAACAUGAUCAAUAUCGAAUGCUACAAAAGACAAAAGGCUGGACGGUAAAGACACUAUAUGAUAGUCACAAUUUUAUUUUUCUAUGAAAGAAAGGUUGUUCAUAUCAGCCAGGGGCAAUCAUUUUAAAUAAGAAAAUUGUAAACUGUGAGAUUUGUCUCUACAUUGUCUAUAUUUUGCAGCACAGCUUCAUUAUUGGGCCAAGUAGCCCUUUGAUAACAAAGGACCUAAAGUGAAGGGAUAGGAUUAUGUUGUUUUUUUUGUUUUGUUUUUUAAAUAAUAGGUAACAUUUUGAAAUUAUAUUUCCCAAAAAGCAUUAAAGGCACUAAAAACAACCAUACUGAUAAUAAAUCUAUGGAGAGGAAACCUGAAAAGGCAUUUCAUCCAUCCAAUCAGCUAUGUGGAAGUUUGAUCGACCUACAGUUUUAAGCCUGUUCCACAUAGAUUUUGAAUUUUUUCUAAUGUUUUGUGUCGAAACCUAGCUAAAAUUAGAGUCAAAAACACAGACAUGUGCUCAGAAAUCCUGGUUUACCCCUGGCAUUAGUCAUAUCAUGUUUGAGCUUCUGUCUAAUCGGGGUCAGGUAAUACAAAUAAAACAAUAAACAAUAAUCAGCACUUAAUAUCCAAUCAGUUUUAUUAAAAACAGAAAGUCUAGAGUUCCGCCUUGGGUUUAACACAAAACUACAACACCUUUAAUGUAAGAUGAUUUACAUAUGGAUUACACAUUUUCUAAAGGCCAUACAAACUGUGAAGCAAUAUUUCUUUGCCCUUAAUGUAUUUAAGUACAUCUGCGGAUUUGGCAUAGUGGGAUCAAUUUAUAGAUUUCUGUGAUAUUCAAGUAGCAAGUGAAAGGGCAAUGAAGAGAGCAAAUGCCAGAACAUUUUAAGCUUAAAAAUAAAAACCUCCAACAGAAGCCCACACUUUUAAGCUUACAGACUAACCAAGAGUGACGGGUUCAAGAUUGAGCCAAUUAAGGCAAGGAAAAAAAAGGAAUCUAAUAUUCUGCCUCCCGUUUAAGCGAUCUAGCAACGUCUAGCUCCCUCAUCUGUAAACUGUAGCAGUUUUGUCAUCAUUGGUGCGAUUAGACCAAAAAUACCCGUUAAACUUUUUAUUUUAUGCAACAGAAAUCAAUCAAAUUGUCACCUGCGGCUUGAGAAUGGAUUUCUAAAUAUAUCAGUUUUUAUGUUUGGACUAACAACUGUCGAGGUAAACGGGGCUCACUCCUCUAGGCAAAUGGAGAGCCAAUGAUAAGCAAACAGCGGGCUUUAGUGAGGACACAUUUGUAUGCAACAGAGAGGAUGUGCAUUAGCAUCAGUCUGAAGCUGCUGCAGCUUCGCACUUCAUGUUCGAUUCAGGAGAGGGAGCAGGGUGACGGUAUGUGGGAUUGAAGAAGAAUUGAUGGGAGGAAAGAAAAAAAAAGAGGGCCAAAUUAAUGGAUAAUGACUUAAAUAUAAAAUGAUUAAAUACAACAGUUACUGAAUUAUAAUGGCUUGUGGUUUAACCGUAGACAAAACAGCAAGAGUCACUACUUUCAGCGUUUGGUUUCAUAUGACGCAGCAAUGAGCCACUGCUCCGGUAUCACACCACCUUUAAGGAAGAUGCAUCAUACUGAGGGGAUGAGAUCAUUUCUCUGGUUGGGCGAGUCUGGAUAGAAGCAGAAGGAGCCAUUUGAGGUUUAGUCUACUAAUUUGGCUUCGAGCAUUUACAUAAACAUCUAUAGAAGUGUGUCCUUAAAAAAAAAUAAAAAAAUCAGAUCAACAAAAAAUAUAUAUGUAACCAAAAAAUUUUUACGUUUUAUGUUCAGACCAUUCAUCUGAAGCCAAAUAAUUCCCCUUUAGAGUUUCCUUUCCAGCUUAGCACUGCUUUUACUACUGCCCUUCUGACCUUGCAUGUUCAAAAAUCCAACUGGGAGGAAAUUACUUCUCAAUUUCAUUCAGCAAACAUUACCAGACAUCAUUUCUGAUGAAAAGGGAAGUCAGUGAAAAUCUAAAGAUUUUUUUUUUUCAAUCAUCACAGACAAUUUACUGUCUGAAGUUGUACCAUGUGACUAAAAAUCCACAGAAUUUGUAGACUUAUGCAUCCCUUUGCACUUUGGCUCUUUGUAAACUGUUCUGUUUCCUCCUGUCAUCCUAGUUCUUCUCUUCCUGCUGAAAAAAAAAAAAGCUGAAAUGGAAAAAGAAGCAAAAGAUUCCCUAUUCUCAUUUUCAAACUCUUUGUGCAAAACUGAAUGCUUUUCUCUUCCCAUUUUCCUUUUGUAUUGUAAUAUGUACAA
Cyprinodon tularosa is the source of this 4755-nucleotide messenger RNA. RefSeq names its product leucine rich repeat transmembrane neuronal 2 (gene lrrtm2). The transcript is spliced from 2 exons. NCBI's taxonomy places the organism in Eukaryota, Metazoa, Chordata, Actinopteri, Cyprinodontiformes, Cyprinodontidae. Gene Ontology annotation, cellular component: extracellular matrix. The record is from RefSeq and is a predicted model, not a curated record. Bases 724 to 2364 code for a protein of 546 amino acids. Gene Ontology annotation, molecular function: protein binding.